AUUGUGUAAAUAAAUCAAAUAUAACAAAAUCUUAAAUGUUGAAUUAAAGCUAUUUUUACUAGUUUAUAUAAAAUAUACCCGAAUAAGCAAUAAUUAAAGUGUUAAUGGUUAAACAAGUACAUAUAAGAAUAAAUGAAAAAUUCAAUACAAGCUUAUAAAUAGCACAGCAAAAAUUGUUAAAUCCAGGAACAAAUUUGUUGAAAAGUAAUCCUGCGGCAGAAAAAACCAAUUUUGCCAACACUUAUAUUAACCCCAAAUACGGGUCUGGUGACGAUACGAUAUAAUAACCACUUAAAGUUAGUAAAAGCCAUAAUAUGUUUACAUAGUGAAAUUAUAAAAAAUAUAAAUAUCAAAGCUUUAUUAAGUUUAUUUAUUAAAUUAAUAAUAUUAAUAAAGACUUUAGUGAUAAUAUGAAUGCAGUUAUAGCGCUCUGCCACUUCUGCGAGGCACAUGGCCCUAGUGCGAUAUUUUGUACACAAACAUUGCGAGAUACAAAACUUGAAGAGCUGCAGAUAAAUCAACAACAUGUAGAAAAUAAACUUUGUUCUGCAUGCAAUUCCGUAGGGCAAACCAAUGGCAUGUACAGCAAAGAUAAUGAAAGUGGCGCUACUUUUUUAAGCACACAGACAGCUGCAUUGCCGGAUGUUCAAUUGCUGAUUAAACAGGCAGCUGUGCGAAGCCUUAGCUGUGAAAUUAAUUCCAACAAAGACGGAGGUUUUGUAUUCUUUGGUGACUCUUCAAGGGGACAUGUAUUAAGUCACACAUUUCAAGUAAAUGAUUUACAGGCACGCGGAUUCUAUCAACUCUUCUCGAUAAUUGUUCUUAUGAAGGAUAAGUACUUUCUCCUAAACACAAAACCCUUUCUAGCAGAGCACCUGCGCAAAAUAUCCGCCGACAUACAAGCAUCAGCUAAAAAAAUUAAUGAUGAGACAAAGGAAUUGCCGCGUCAACGGCGUCUAUCUAGUGCCCAAGUUUUAGUACAGACUCCACGCUCUUUAGUAGAAUUAACUGGCGAAGAGAAUAUUUUUGCAUUUUUACAUUCACAUUUUUCGUGGAUAUUGUUGGCCGGCUCACGAUUUCUUACGGAACAUGUAACUUUCGGCAAUUUGCCGUGGUUGCCACCACAAAGCAGUGACCGUCCACCGCAACAGCGUUUGACCUAUAACAUAACACUGCCAAUGUUGCAAAAGUACGAGGAAACAAUUAAUGAUCCGGAGCGUGAAGAGUUUUAUUCACUACGACAUGUGAAGGAAGUGGUGCGACGAGAAUUCAACACAAUCGUUUACUGUGCUUUAACUGGCAUAAAAAUAAUUAUUCGCGGUAGCUCAGAUCGCACGUUAAAUUUCAUGUUGUGUUUGAAAAAACUACUACCAGAACCAAUGCAUAAUCUCAUGCGUAUUGAUGCCCAACAUCAACAUUCUAUUAGUUCUGAUUAUAAAAUAAUAUCUGUGUCAAACGAAAUAGCAGUGCCUAUGGCAUGUAGCUCUGUGUAUCGUGUAGACUUUUUGGAUGAUUCUGCUGAUGGUCAGAAAGUUUGUGUAAAAUGGCCAGGGGAAUUGCCGAGAAAAUGGCCCGACUUGAUGGUAAAAUUAAUGAAGGCAGUGGACGAGAAACGUUUUACACCACUGGUGUUAAAUAAGCAAACAAGAGUUUUAAUGGAAGAGUGGAAAAAUAAAGUCAUAUGCCUAAAUCAGGCAAAAUCGUCUAAUGGUCAGGCGAAAUUAAAAAAAGUUUUAGGCGUGCAACCUCAGGACCAGCCGCUAAUAAAUUACUGGAGUGGACAUUUGCAAUAAGACCGCAUGUACAUAUACGUAGAAACUUGCGAUAAAUAAAAGUCGGUCUAAUGCGCACACRACUAUAUCAAAGCAAUAAUAAGAAUUAAAGCUAAUAUAUAUAACAUUACACAUUAAGUCAAUUUGAUAUCUUAUACAAAAUUGCGAAUAUACUUUACAAGAUAAUAAUGGUUGUAAUUUCAAUAAUCUCCAAUAAUAAAUUUGAUACUUUUUAGCACAAAAUGUUAUAAUUCGUUGUUUUGAUAUAUUCUAAUUUGUUGGUACAAAGGUGUCCCCAAUUAUUUAAAUGUAACUGUCACUCGUCAAACCACGAACUAAACUCUUGUACACGUAAUUAAUUUUUUGAAUUUACUUUUACGCGAACAAUAUUUUUAAUUGGCUG
Molecule: messenger RNA, 2175 nt
Organism: Bactrocera latifrons
Lineage: Eukaryota; Metazoa; Arthropoda; Insecta; Diptera; Tephritidae
Gene: BHD
Product: folliculin
Exons: 5
Coding region: 411-1793 (460 amino acids)
Biological process (GO): negative regulation of transcription by RNA polymerase II; positive regulation of GTPase activity; positive regulation of TORC1 signaling
Cellular component (GO): cytosol
Molecular function (GO): GTPase activator activity
Source: RefSeq, a predicted model, not a curated record